CGCCUCUAGGCCGCGGCGCAAGCCUUAUGGCGUUGUCAAAAGUUGCGCAGGCGCAGUUGAAGCGAGGAGCAGCGUUUUGCCGGCGACCUUGAGAAAAGGGGGGAGGGUUGUCGGUUGACCGGAAGCGGAAGACGAACCAAAAAAAAGCACGUCGCAGCGGAGACAGGGAAGCUAGAGAGAAGAAGCGACCCUAGAACGAAGCUCAUUUAGUGCCGUCGUCAUUAUGCCUCGGGGAAGCCGAAGCCGGACAUCCCGCAUGGCCCCACCGGCCAGCCGGGCUCCACCAAUGCGAGCAGCAGCACCACCAGCUGCGCAUGCCCCUGUCCCAGCACCCGCACCUGCGUCAGCAGUGGCUUCUCCUGCCCCCAGGCAGCCAGGCCUGAUGGCCCAGAUGGCUACCACAGCUGCUGGCGUGGCUGUGGGCUCUGCUGUCGGGCACACGCUCGGACACGCAAUGACUGGAGGAUUUGGGGGCGGCUCUGAAGCUGCAAGGCCAGACAUCACUUACCAGGAGCCGCAGGCUGCCCAGCCCGCAGCGCAGCAGUCUCAGUACACACCCUGCCAGUAUGAAAUGAAGCAAUUCCUGGAGUGUGCCCAGAACCAGUCGGAUCUGAAGCUGUGUGAGGGGUUCAGCGAGGUCUUGAAGCAGUGCCGUUUUGCAAAUGGUCUAGCCUAGCAGCUGGGCGGAACGAAGUCCAAAUCCAUUAACGAAUGAUGCUUCACUAGUAAAAUUCUCUUUGAAGACGAAAAAGCUGUCUAGCAUUUCUCAUUUGUUUGCAACCAGCUGACCAGCUGCUCCCCCGCAAGAGCAUGGAGUCCUUUUCCCUGGGGAAAAGAUGGUGGUGAUCUAGUUCAGCAUCCAUUGGGGGGCUAGAGGGGUGGGCCCAACCACACUGUCCGUCCUUGCUCGUCUGCCUGUUAGUGGUGUGCUGACUUGAGCCUUAGAAUAAAAGUUGAUUGCUGUUCAGAAAAA
Sphaerodactylus townsendi is the source of this 973-nucleotide messenger RNA. RefSeq names its product coiled-coil-helix-coiled-coil-helix domain containing 2 (gene CHCHD2). The record is from RefSeq and is a predicted model, not a curated record. The transcript is spliced from 4 exons. Gene Ontology annotation, biological process: positive regulation of transcription by RNA polymerase II; mitochondrion organization. Gene Ontology annotation, molecular function: sequence-specific DNA binding. NCBI's taxonomy places the organism in Eukaryota, Metazoa, Chordata, Lepidosauria, Squamata, Sphaerodactylidae. Bases 224 to 676 code for a protein of 150 amino acids. Gene Ontology annotation, cellular component: nucleus; mitochondrion.